UACGUAGCACUGGAGCAGGACGUAAUAAGGAUGUGUCCAAGCAACACUGUGAAGAAAAGACGUCUUCUUUAUUUUAGCUGCCUGCUUACAAAUAACCGAAGCUAAAAUCCUGUCAAAAGGACAAACGCUGAACGUCUGCAGUAACGGAGGUUAUUUAGUUCCAGGAGCUGUCGGCGGUGACCAGCGUUAUAUUCUACAUACACAGUGGCAGGUGAAAGUAGCAAUGCCUGAAAAACAUGUCUCACAAAGAAGAUAAUGAAGGGAAGAGGAGCUCUCACCACACUGAAUUGUACACCAGCAUCCCUCGAACAUGUCUCCCCAUUGUCUACCACCCAGACUACAACAUCACCUUCAUGGGCCUUGAAAAGCUCCAUCCAUUUGAUGCAGGGAAGUGGGGGAAAGUCAUUCACUUCUUGAAAGAGGAGCACUUCAUCACUGAUGGAAACAUCGUGGAAGCCCGGGAAGCUACUGAAGAGGAUCUGCUGGUGGUUCACACCAAACGCUACCUCAACAGAUUAAAGAACCAAAUCUUGGAGGGCUCUAGAGAGUGGUCUCUGGUGGUGGCAACGAUCACAGAAAUCCCACCCCUCCUGUUUCUGCCUAAUUUCCUGGUGCAGCGGAAAGUGUUGAGGCCUUUGCGGACACAGACUGGAGGAACAAUAAUGGCAGGGAAACUAGCUGUUGACCGAGGAUGGGCUAUAAACGUAGGAGGAGGCUUCCACCACUGCUCCAGCGACAGGGGAGGAGGCUUUUGUGCCUUCGCCGACAUCACUCUGGCCAUCAAGUUUCUGUUUGAGAGAGUGGAAGGCAUCUCCAGGGCUACCAUCAUCGAUCUGGAUGCUCAUCAGGGGAAUGGACACGAGCGUGAUUUCUUGGACGACAGACGAGUGUUCAUCAUGGAUGUGUAUAAUCGCUACAUAUAUCCUGGGGACGGAUAUGCCAAAAGAGCCAUAAAGAGAAAGGUGGAGCUGGACUGGGGCACUGAAGACUCUGAGUACCUUCAGAAAGUAGAGCUCCACUGUGACGGAGCGCUGAACGAGGUCCAACCUGACAUCAUUGUCUACAACGCGGGGACGGACAUCCUGGAUGGGGACCCGCUUGGAGGACUCUCUAUAUCACCACAGGGCAUUGUAAAUAGAGAUGAGAUUGUGUUCAGGGCUGCGACGCGACGGGGCAUCCCCAUACUCAUGGUAACAUCUGGGGGAUACCAGAAGAAAACCGCCCGCAUCAUCGCCGACUCCAUCCUCAACUUGCACCGGCAGGGCCUGAUUGGAGCAGAGGCUCUGGAGGGGGAGGGAUCAUCAUCACUGGUGACCAGCAUGAUGUGCAGCUCUGGGUCUGUUGGAUCGACAUUCACUGCUGUAUGAGUAGGGUUAGGUAUUGUUUAUUUAACCGAUACCGGUGCUAAAACGAUACUUUUCAAACGGCGCCAGUGCCUAAACCCUGAACCGAUACUUACUAGACGGCAAAACGACAGUCGCCGACACUAAAGAACGGCUUGUUUAUUGCUAAAGCCAUAUGGUCAAAUUUAAGUGAUUUAUUGAAAAUUUAAUAACUUAUUUUAACCAGUGAAUUGCUGUUAAAUGACAAAAAAGGAACCACUAGAUGGUAGAAGAGUACUUUACCACAGCAUUGAAUGCACCAUGAGCUUACAAGUUGCAAUUGAAUGCACCAUUAAAGGUGCUGUAGGUAGGAUUGCGAAGAUCCAGGACAAAAAAUUUGAACAUCGACAACUUCUCAGUCCCUCCCCCCCUUUCUGCUAAAGCCCAAAACGGUCUCCUAAGCCCCUC
Messenger RNA from Perca fluviatilis (European perch), 1790 nucleotides. It is a transcript of the gene hdac11, whose product is annotated as histone deacetylase 11. Lineage: Eukaryota; Metazoa; Chordata; Actinopteri; Perciformes; Percidae. Bases 237 to 1367 code for a protein of 376 amino acids. The record is from RefSeq and is a predicted model, not a curated record. Gene Ontology annotation, molecular function: histone deacetylase activity. The transcript has 12 exons.